CCGGAAGUCCGUUUUAGCCAAACAUCCGGGUUUCUCCUUUUUGCGUUCCGGCUGAGCCCACCUCUCUUUUUCGCCCGUAGACAUCACCCUCAGGCCCACAUCUCUCCCACUCCUCCUCCGCGCGCGGGACUAGCGCGGGCUUCAGCGACGGGAGCCCUCGAGGGACAUGGCAACUCCGGCGGCCCCAGCCGGCGGCGCCCGAAGCGGGGCUGGCCCGGAAUGGGGAGGGUUCGAAGAAAACAUCCAGGGUGGGGGCUCAGCUGUGAUUGACAUGGAGAACAUGGAUGAUACCUCAGGCUCCAGCUUCGAGGAUAUGGGCGAGCUGCACCAGCGGCUGCGGGAGGAGGAAGUAGACGCCGAGGCGGCUGUUGCUGAAGAGGAGGAUGGGGAGUUCCUGGGCAUGAAGGGCUUUAAGGGACAGCUGAGCCGGCAGGUGGCGGACCAGAUGUGGCAGGCAGGGAAGAGACAGGCCUCCAGGGCCUUCAGCUUGUACGCCAACAUUGACAUCCUGAGGCCCUACUUUGACGUGGAGCCGGCCCAGGUGCGAAGCAGGCUCCUGGAGUCCAUGAUCCCGAUCAAGAUGGUCAACUUCCCCCAGAAAAUCGCAGGUGAACUCUAUGGACCUCUCAUGCUGGUCUUCACGCUGGUUGCCAUCCUCCUGCAUGGGAUGAAGACAUCUGACACCAUUAUCCGGGAGGGCACCCUGAUGGGCACAGCCAUCGGCACCUGCUUCGGCUACUGGCUGGGCGUCUCGUCCUUCAUUUACUUCCUCGCCUACCUGUGCAACGCCCAGAUCACCAUGCUCCAGAUGCUGGCCCUGCUGGGUCCUCAUGAGAGCUCAUCCAGCCUGAGUGAUUUUCCUCUCGGCCGUUCUGUGUCACAGGGCUAUGGCCUCUUCGGGCACUGCAUUGUCCUGUUCAUCACCUAUAACAUCCACCUCCAUGCCCUCUUCUUCCUCUUCUGGUUGCUGGUGGGUGGGCUGUCUACCCUCCGCAUGGUGGCAGUGCUGGUGUCACGGACCGUGGGCCCCACGCAGCGGCUGCUCCUCUGUGGCACCCUGGCUGCCCUGCACAUGGUCUUCCUGCUCUAUCUGCAUUUUGCCUACCACAAGGUGGUAGAGGGGAUCCUGGACACGCUGGAGGGCCCCAACAUCCCGCCCAUGCAGAGGGUCCCCAGAGACAUCCCUGCCGUGCUCCCUGCUGCUCGGCUUUCUGCCACCGUGCUCAACGCCACAGCCAAGGCUGUCGCGGUGACCCUGCAGUCACACUGACCCCACCUGAGACCCUUGGCCGGCCCCCAUUCCCCCAUCUGCAGAGCAGAGGAAGAUUAAAGAACAGUACUGAUGACAUGUGUGUCUUUGAUGGGGUCUGCAGCUGCCUCAGAGCUGUAGCCACUUAAGCCAACUCCUUGACGCCUGUGGGCCUUCUGAAGGGCGCGAGGCCACGAACCACUGGCCAGGACUGCAGGGCUCUGCAGCCAGUGCAGAAAGUGGCUCAGCUCCCCUGAGGCCCUCUCUCCACCUACUCCUUCCUCCCUCUUUAUCUCCCCGUCCUUGUCUUGCUAAAUAUAGACUUGGUAAUUAAAAUACUGAUUGAAGUUUGGAA
Molecule: messenger RNA, 1604 nt
Organism: Ailuropoda melanoleuca (giant panda)
Lineage: Eukaryota; Metazoa; Chordata; Mammalia; Carnivora; Ursidae
Gene: YIPF3
Product: Yip1 domain family member 3
Exons: 9
Coding region: 167-1270 (367 amino acids)
Cellular component (GO): Golgi apparatus
Source: RefSeq, a predicted model, not a curated record